Messenger RNA from Girardinichthys multiradiatus, 8806 nucleotides. It is a transcript of the gene greb1l, whose product is annotated as GREB1 like retinoic acid receptor coactivator. Gene Ontology annotation, biological process: multicellular organism development; kidney development. Bases 995 to 6859 code for a protein of 1954 amino acids. The transcript is spliced from 34 exons. Lineage: Eukaryota; Metazoa; Chordata; Actinopteri; Cyprinodontiformes; Goodeidae. The record is from RefSeq and is a predicted model, not a curated record.
AAGCUCACUACAAGAGAGGACUGAACCCCAUACGUUUGCUGCUUGGAUAAACUCUUCCCCCAAAAGGAUUUACUGUAUCUUAUGUGCUUUAUUUGAAGAGUUGCCUACAAAUUUGUGGAUUUUUUUACACUGGAUUUGGAUUUUAAGGGCUCAUCAGGGAUUUGAGGAGUCAUGGAAGGUGUUUCACUAAAGAAUGGCACUGCCUUUGCUGAAGAUUUCUGCUGAGUAUUAGACUCAGCAUGUAGCCGAGGUAAUCAAGUCCCUUCACGCGUGGGAACAGUCCAACAUUCAGCCACCUGGCACCAGAGAGCCGGCCAAUCACAGGCAAACACAGCCCUGACCUCGGCAGAUGUCCCUGAGUGGUGGAGGGGCAGCGGGGGGCACUGAAGGCACAGUGGCCUGAGCCGACAGAAGGCAGAGAGAAGCCAGAAAUGUUUGGAAAAAGCCAGUGGCCUGGACCAUGGUGUUUUAAAAAGAAAAAAUUGUCUAAAUAUGUGUAACUGAACAUUAUUUUUAGUGUAGAAAAGCAGAAAGAAACGUGAAAUUAAAUUUUUUAAACCAUGCCUGCCAAAUAGCUAAAAAUAUCAACAUAUUUAUUUUUUAUAUAUGUAAAAAAAAAAGAAGAAAGUUUGCAUGGUGUAAAAAUACGAUAUCCAGUUAUUUUUUAAUAUUUCACAACGCAAGAAAGCAAAACAAACAAAAUCAAUAACACAAAACAAUAACUACAUCUACAGUUUAAUGCAUAAAGUGUAUUAACUACUAAUUAACCCAUAUUUUAGCAAAAUAUUUUUCUUCACUUUAGUUGUAGAUAAAGUUUAAAAUCAACCCAUAAUGAGCAGAUUCUCAGCUGAAAAAAUGUGAUGAAGGGGUCUGUAGUUGUUUUACCAUCUGUUUGGCUUUCCCUUAUUAUGUAAGAUGCAAAAUCGAUGAGCUGAGAUAAACAGCGUUGCACAUUUGCUGCCGUGCUGCUUUUUUUUCUGUGCUCCCACAGAUAAUGGGGAAUUCGUACGCGGGGCAGCUGAAGUCUGCUCGUUUUGAGGAGGCUCUCCACAACUCUAUCGAAGCGUCGCUGCGCUCCAGCAGCGGAGAUCCACAGCCCAUCUUCACGCAACUCUACUUGCAGCCAGAGCCAUUUCCAGGUAAUAUGGAAGCAGAUGUAAAGUCAAAACCUGACAUGGCACUCCAUGGUGAGGAGGCAAAUGAUCUUCUGAAUGGUUCCUCCUCCAACGAUCUGGAGGAGCUGGAGGAUGAUGAGGACUCAGACAGCAGCAGCCCUCCACUUCCCUACCUGCAAACUCCUGCACCUGAUGGCUGCUGCACAUUCGAUGGUAUCAUCUCAACAGGAUUCUGUCAGGCUGGAAAGGACCUACGUCUUGUCACCAUAGCAGCAGAACCCAUCGAGGUCCCAGCAGGCUUCGAGCUGGUCGGCGCCAAGUCUCCCAGCAUCCCCGAGCACAUCUUGGUGUGUGCUGUGGACCGCCGCUUUUUGCCUGACGAGAAUGGGAAAAAUGCACUUUUAGGUUUUUCAGGAAACUGUGUGGGCUGCGGUGAAAAGGGUUUCAGAUACUUCACGGAGUUUUCAAAUCACAUCAACCUGAAGUUAUCCACCCAACCCAAGAAGCAGAAGCACUUAAAAUACUACCUGGUGAAGAAUUCACAGGGUGCUCUGUGCAAAGGACCGCUUAUCUGCUGGAAAGAUAGUAAAACCCGCCAGUUUUCCAGUGGCGCCUCGACCUCCAAACCAAGUUCGUCCUUGUCCCUGUACAGCAAAGAAAACGCCGGCACCAGUGGACACAGCUCGCCCCCCUUCUCCCUCUCAGGUUCCCCACCCACUCGUAUGGCACAAGCAUCCUCCGUCUUUUUUAGCAGUCAGGAUCUCGGAAGGGACUGUAGUUUCCUCAAACCUCUGGUCUCCGCUCCCGGGAACAAAACUCUGCCAAUAGUUCCCACAGCUCUUAGGGUGAACGGACCAACGAACAGCCUGGCUGUUGAAGUGCACCCUUUGUUACUGAGCCCCUCCCAGGUCUCCUUGGUUCCGCAGGCUCAGGGGUAUCGCACUCCUGAUUUAGGAGACAGUCCUGUAUCCUCUGCUAUGAACUCCGGUCCCCCAAAGAAGCGCCAUCGCAGCUGGCAUCCCAGCACCGUGGUCCCAGUCCCACCAACAGCCGUCCCGGUCCCGGCAAUUCGGCCAAUAGUUGCCUCUCCAGGUUCUGUUUUAGCAGUGUCCUCUCCUCAGCCACUGGUGGCUGGUGUCCUUCAGCCCCAGCCUGUCGCUGCUGGAGAAACAGUCAUCAUCCCUGAAAACCUGCUCAACUGUUCAGGCGUUCGGCCCGUCAUCCUCAUUGGGCAUGGCACUUUACCAUAUUUCUAUGGGAACGUUGGCAAUAUAGUGGUGAGCCCCCUGCUGGUCAGCUGCUAUAAGAACAGCCAGCUGACAGAAAAUAACCUGGAAACUUUGGGUCUCGACAGCAGCCAGACGCUCAGUGUGGAGAUGAUGAUCCUGCUCACUUUACAGUACCUUGCACGUUUAGCUUCAAACCAGAUUCCUCUGAGGGAGGAGCUGGAGCAGAUAGUUUUAAAGGCCAUGCUGUGCUGUCCUGGCAAUCCUGCCAUCUCCCCGUCCCAGCUUCCAUGGCUGGCUCGACUGGAAGCGAGUGUCUCCGGGGGCAGCGUCCAGGUGGUGGUCACCCACAACUCUUUGGGUGAGGGCAUCUCUGAGUCCCUACGCUCUCUCAGUGAAGGUCCACAGCAUCAGCAGCGCCUGCCAACCUAUGUUGUCAUUAUAUGUGCCUCGAAAAUUAAUGGCAACGAGUUCUGUGUGCUUGUUUUGGGCAAGUACCAAGCACGUGCCUUAGCUGAAGGCAUGCUCACAACCAAUGAGUUUCUGAAGGAAAUCAGUUACGAACUCAUCACAGGGAAAGUCAGUGUCCUGGCAUCUCACUUCAGAACCACCUCUCUUGGGGACAAUCUUGACAAGCAGCUCGUACGAUAUCAGCGCAAACGGAAAGGACAGGUCAUCCAGCCAUUCCAGGGUGAUAUCACUGAAAAUAUCCACUCACAGGAGCCUGCCAGCAUGUCACCACCGGCAGACACAGCAGAGCUCCUAAACAGGGUCUUUCAGAUCUAUCCGGCCCAGCUGACCGUGGCUCGAAGUCUUCUCUCCCAGGUUUGCUCCAUUGCUGAUUCAGGUACCCAGAACCUGGACUUAGGUCGCUUUUGUAAAGUGGACUUUCUGGUUCUGGUUCCUCCAUCUCACAUUCUGGUACACCAGACAGCACAGCGCAUCCGACAAUCAGGAGUCCUUGUGGACCUCGGAAACGAAGAUGCCUCCACAGCCCACCAGAAAUCAGAGAAGUAUGUGGUGCGUCUGGAUGCUGAAGUUCACAUCAGGAUGGAGGCCUUCAUGAAGAAAGUCAAGCAGAACCCCUACACCCUGUUUGUCCUGAUUCAUGACAACUCGCACGUCGACCUCACAAGUGCCCUGUCAGGCUCUGUGUGCCACGGGGAGCUACAGGGUCUGGCCGACCGGGUGGUGAACUGCCAGGAAGUCCUGGACGCCAUGAACCUCUUGGUCUUGCAGGUCAGCUGUUUCCCUUACACCCUCCAGACCCACCAGUCCCGCAUCAGCAUCCACAAUGAAAUUCACUGGCCAUCCAGUGACAAUUUGCAGAGGGAUCAGCCUCAUAAUGAGCUGGUCUACUUUGGCCUGAGGAAUUACAGCUGCUCCCUGCAGUGGGGCGUAGCCAGCCCCAUCCUGCGCUGCGAUGAUGCGUUUGAGAAGAUGGUUCAUACUCUCUUAGAGAGACAUCCCCACCUGCACAGCAUGGUGAUCCGCAGCUACCUGCUGAUUCAGCAGUACACUGAGGCCAUGAUGGCUCUGACCUCUUCCCCGUCCCUGAGGGAUCACAUAACCCCGGAGACCCUGGCCAUGGUGGAGGACCUGAUAAACGCUCCGAGUCGAGAGGGCUCCCAGGGACACGGCCACAUGCUGCUGGUCCGCGUCCCCUCGCUGCAGCUGGCGAUGUUGGCCCGAGAGAGACUGGAGGAUGUGAGGGACAAGCUUGGACUGCAGCUGUGCUUCGCAGUGCUGCUGGGAAGUCCAGUGUCUGAACUCAACCUGUCCAGAAACUUCAUCAACAUCCUCAGGGCGUGGAGAGGCUGUGAGAAUGAAGAAUGGGUGCCACACACGUAUGAGGAUUUAGAGGGGCUGCCCUGCAUUGUCAUAUUGACAGGGAAAGACCCUCUUGGAGAGACCUUCCCCCGGUCUCUGAAAUACACGGACCUGCGUCUGAUAGACUCCAGCUACCUGACCCGUACUGCCCUAGAGCAGGAGGUGGGUCUGGCCUGCACCUACGUGUCCAUGGAUGUGGUCCAAGAGUCCAAGACCUCUACAGCUCCUCGGGAAUCAGAUGGAGAGAAGACUGCUACUAGUCUAAAUGACGGCGAUGAGCUGGAGAGACCUCAGAGCAAUGGCAGCGCUGCAACCAGAACAUCUGGCUCCCUGGUUGAGAACGGUGUCAGUUCAUCUGACUUGGCUGACUCGUUCCAGAAGCCGUCCACAUCCACCUCCCAACCCGAAGGCCUCGUCACCUCGGACAUGGCCACACUAACAGAAGUAUUCAAGCAGGAGUGCGAUUCGCUGGGAAGCCAGCUCUCCUCCAACCCUCUAAAAGCCCCCAACGCCACACCAUCCCAUUACUCCAGCUCCUCAUCUUCCUCUCCCUCCACCUCUUCCUCCUCCACACAGAGGCCCAGCCAGUCCACGCAGUGCGGACGAACGUCCAAGCCCUCCAGGGUGUUGCCGCGAACGGUCAUCUUAUCACGGGCGGCGUACAACCUCCUGUCUGGGGAAUUGGGGAGUCAGCUAAGCUCCUUCUCACUCCUGCCUCACGCAGAUGUGUCCUGGAGCAGUCCGCUGAGGCCCCUCAUCACACACAACCUGCAGGGGGCAGAGCAGAGCCUUUACUACCGCCAGUGGACUGUUGCCAGGCAGCAUCAUGCUGAUUAUGAAGCACCACCUGUGCCCCAUCCACGACGCCUGCUCCUCAGCGGACCCCCACAAGUAGGAAAAACCGGUGCCUACCUGCAGUUUCUACGCAUCCUGUUUCGUAUGCUCAUUAGACUACUGGAGGUAGACGUUUAUGAUGAUGAGGAAGAUGAGGAGGAAGACACUACAGAUGUUAUGACUCCAGCAAACACACAAUGGCCCGACAUCGAGGAUAUUCGAAAGCUGCCCUUUGACCCCAAUCCCAGGGAUCCUAAAUUCAGCAAGGCCAGCCCUGUUCACUCUGACAAGAUGCCAAAGUUUUUUAAAGAGUUUAAGAAGGAAGGAGAGAACCAAACACAAUGCAAGAGAGUGACCAAGUCAAUACGCCUAAAUAGAUUUGCUGCCCAUAAUGCCUUUCAUCAUUGUGAACAGUGUCAGCAGUACUGCGAGGCUGUUCCUACUACACAGCUGUCAGAGUGCUCCUUACAUGCUUUCACCUUCUGCUCGUCCAUGCUGGGAGAGGAGGUCCAGCUUCAGUUUUUCAUUCCUAAAGCCAAGGAGCACCACUUUGUAUUCAGUCAUCAGGGCAGCCAUCUGGAGAGUUUACGACUGCCUCUGGUCUCCACAAAGGAUCCUGAUCUUUUAAAGAGUCCGAUCUUCACCCCGACAACAGGACGCCAAGAGCACGCCCUGCUCAACCUCUUCCACGCCAUGGAGGGUGCCACUCAUCUGCACAUCCUGGUGGUCAAACAGUUUGAGAUGCCCCACUACAGGAAGUACUGGCCCAACCACAUCCUGCUUGUCCUGCCAGCGAUGUUCAACAAUGCCGGAGUUGGAGCUGCUCGCUUCAUGAUCAAAGAGCUGUCAUACCAUAACCUAGAGCUGGAGAGGAACCGCCUGGAGGAGCAAGGUGUCAAGAGACAAGAUGUAUGGCCUUUCGUUGUCAUGAUGGACGACUCCUGUGUGCUAUGGAACACCUACCAGCCAGCAGAAGAAAGCGAACCAUCAGAUGGAAGCUCCGCCCUCACCAAUGUGUCUUUGAAAACGGUGCUGCAGCACAUGGAGAACACACCCAAGAUCUCCUUGUAUGCCAUGUGCGGUGUCCGUAAGUGGAGCAGCACCCUGGCUCGCAAGACUCCCCGUAACCCUUACAGUCGGUGUCACCUCCACGACUUUGUCCUCCUCAACGUGGACCUGACACAGAACGUUCAGUAUGACCUCAACAGGUAUAGCUGUGAGGAGGUGGACUUUAACCUGAGGGUGAACAGCAGCGGGUUGCUGAUGUGCCGCUUUAACAACGUCUCCUUGAUGAAGAAACACAUUCCAGUUGGUGGAAACGAAGAUUUUGUUGUCAAACCGAAGCUUGUGGAAAUCAAAAACAAGGCUCCGAUCAGCCCGUCUCAGUAUGUUUGCGCUCCAGACAGCGAACAGACCCUGCUGGACGCCCCGGCCCAGUUCCUGCUGGAAAGUUUCCUGCAGAGCUGCAGCCACAGACUGUUUCCGAAGGCUGUUCAGAACAGCAACAACCCAGUUCUGUCCAUUGAUAGUUACCUCAACCUCAGCCCAGAGAUUGCUGUGUGCUACAUCAACUCUCGCCCACACUCCACCAACCUCAACCAUCAGGGUCUGGUGUUCAGUGGCCUUCUGCUUUACCUGUGUGACUCUUUUGUGGUCUCCGGACUCCUCAAGAAGUUCCGCUUCUUGAAAGGUGCCACCCUAUGUGUGAUCUGUCAGGACCGAAGUUCCCUGCGUCAGACCAUCGUCCGGCUGGAGCUGGAGGACGAGUGGCAGUUUCGUUUGCGGGACGAGUUUCAGACAGCCAAUUGCAGCGAGGAUCGGCCCCUCUACUUCCUGACUGGCCGCCACGUCUGAACCCAUGAGUGUUCUGUAGUUGUGCAGCUGGAGAAGCCCAGUCACAAUCAGGAGUACUUUUGGAUCUCCUCUACAGCAGUUCCAUUGAUGCUUGCUAGUUGACUUGUCUCCACUUGAGUUUGUUUUUAUAAAAGAAAUACUGCCACCAGGAAAACAAAAAAAAAAGCACCGCUCAAAUGAAGCUUUGUUUUGUUGUGGCAAAAAUGGAUCCAAUACGGGACAAUUGGAGGAUCCACUGGUCCAUGAACUUUGAACUCAGUAUGUCCGGUUCUGGACGUAUGUUUUUUUUUAUCUCAGGGUUUAAAAUUGAGGGAGAUUUAAGGGAUUUAAGGCGUUACAUUUUCUCCUCCCUGCUCAUUAACUUGUGUUGGCACCAAAGACUCAUCUGCACCUUGCCUUCUCCGUUUGCUUUCCAGCUCAGCCUCUGAAACUCCAAGAAGCUCAUCGCUAAAUGACAUCCCACACAGGUUCUGUCACAAGCAAUUUUCAUCAUUAGAAGCUGCUGAUUCUCCUCUUCUACCAAUGGGAUUUGAAUAGUAAGCGACUACUGAUCUAGUGGAUUUAAGCUUUUCUUUUCUACUUUGCCUCUAAAAUCUUGAACGUGGCAUCGAUAAUCUUUCCAAGAAAUUCGCCAAUGACUGAAUCUAAGAAGGUUUACAAGCUGCAAUUUUUAAAGAAUGUAAAAAACGGCUGUCCGCUAUUUAAAAUCCUGAAUGUGACCUAUGUCAAUGUGUAAUGCCAAUCAGAAAGAGCAGCCCAUGUUUUAGAGUAAAUAAUUUGCAUUUAGACAUUUACUGACACAAAUCCUGAAUGGUCAGACAGAUAAAAUGUCAUAAUCAAGCUCUGACACUGCCUUUAGUGUUGCUGCUGACUGUGCCCAGGAUUUCACCUCUUGCUGUGGUGUUCUAAGGCAGUUUGUUUCUUUGCUGUUUGUGUAUCUUAAACUGGUUUGCCCCACAACUGAUAGAAAGGGUAAACAAAGUAAGAAAAAGGUGACACACGGUUAGAAAAGCAUACUUGAAAAGUGUUUUUUGCAUGUUUCUCCACAGGGUUGUCAAAAGAAUAUGCCUUAAUUAUGUUUUACACAGCCAUCAAUAACCUGUCAUAAUGACCAAUCAGAAUGAAGAAACAAAAUACAAGACAAUGUAAUGUUUGAGUAAAGUAAGUAGGAAUAGUUAGAAUUUGAACUACUGUACUGUUGAAAUCUUUGUUUACAUUAUUAAUAUAUGAUGUCAUCCACUCACCCACUGACAGCUAAUGAGGUCAUGUUUUAGCCCUGCGUUACUCUUGCCAGUAUAUCAUGGUGUCUUUCUGCAUUUUAUGUUGCAAAAAGGCGAGAAAAAAAAAAAUCUACCUAAAUAUAUCUAUGAAAAUAUGUUUGUAUCCCUUUGUGUCCAUGUGUUGAAUUUUCUUUGACAAAUGAAAAUCAAGUCCAUGGGGGAUGAGUUUUUUUUAAUUUAUUUGACAUAUAUUUGGGACUGAUAAUCAUGUUAAAGUGAGAUAUUUGAUUGCUUGCUGAGGCGAGGGCACAUCCCUCCUCAGAAACAUCUAUGAAGGCUUUGCACAGGAACCCAAAUGGAUGUUUUAGAUCUACUGAAUGUCACGGGGGUGGGGGAGAGAUGUGAACUUGCACUAUUCAAGUUACUAGUUGAAUAAUAUACGCCAAACAACUGCUCCCUCAGAGUUAUUCCAAGCAUAAGACUCGGUCCAGAGAAUUAGUUUUUAUUUCUUUAAAAAAAAAAAAAAGAAAAAUUUAAUACUUAAUAUGCAACUUGCUGUCACAAUCUUCACUGAAAUAUGUCUCGAUGUCUUGUGCAGCUCAGUGGUAGCCUUGGUGCCUGGUUGAUCUACCUCAUGUUUACCAUUGUGAUUAUUGGCUGUGAAUAAUAUAACAGUAGAGUCCUAUUGUUCAAAAUUUAUGAAUGUAAUAAAAAUGAUUUCUCAGUU